GCACGCUCGGGUCUCGACUCUCGGCUCUCGGCUCUCGACUCUCGACUCUCGGCGAUCUCGUCGUUCUGCGAAGGUCGGAACUGCUCUCCGACGAACACGAACGGGCACAGCUACGAGGGUCCUUCCCUUCGAUUUUUAUUGCGGUGAUCUCAUUCCUUUCUUUUUUCUCUUGUUUCGUUUCGCUUGGUUCUUCAUCCGUCGAAAUUUUGAUUAGGGUUCAGAAUUUUUGUUGGUCUUGGGGUUCUUUUAAUCGAUUCUUGGUUGUCGACUUUCUUGUGGGAAGAUCGAUCUUUCUGGUUUUCUCGAUCGUUUUUCGUCACCUAGCCAGUCUCGUUCUGGUUUCGAUUGGAAAAUAUGUCUUCUUCGCGUUCUAGGCGUGUGGAGUACGACCGCUUCAUCCCGUUCCGGUCGGCGAUGGACAUGGACUACGCACGCUUUGCCCUAACCGGGCCUUCGAGACCGCAGCGUGAUGGUUCGAGGGAAUCCCCAUCGAGCGUGGCGUACCAAAAGCUUCUUGACGAGUGCAUUUUGAAGAACAGGUCUCGUAUCCUCGCUUUCAAGACUGCACCUGAAGCGUCGGCCAGCAAGCUGCCCGAGUUUGACGAGCCCAUUCGGCCGCAGAAGAAGCAGCAGAGGCGAAUCCCUAAAGAACCAGAGAGGGUUUUGGUAAUCCACGGCUUGUUGGAUGAUAAUGUUUUGAAUCUCCUCGACUGGGGAAGCAAUAAUGUGUUGGCGAUUGGCCUUGAGGACGCAGUGUAUCUCUGGGACGCUGCAAACGAGUCGACUAAGCUUCUACAACCCGUAGAAGACAGAGGACCUAUCACUUGCAUCCGCUGGUCGCCAGACUGUGCUGUUCUUGCUGUCGCAUUUGGCAAUUCAGAUUUAUCCCUGAUUGAUCCAGCAACAGGACAUGUCGUGGAUGGGAUGGAAGAUGAGAACCAGGCCCCUGUGUUGUCACUUGCGUGGAGAAGUAAUUCAAUCUUGACAGUCGGAAGAUUUGAUGGCACUGUUGUUGAUUAUGACUUUAGAAAGGAUGACAUGUUCAUCUGUUUCUAUAAUGGGCAUCGGCGUGGAGUUUGUAGUCUUAAAUGAUCCGUGUUGUUAGGGUGGUAUUUGGCGAGUGGAGGGCAGGACAAACUAGUGCACAUAUGGGAUGCCUGUAUGCCUGUCUCACGUGACCAUCCACGUCAACGUCAAUGGCUUCACAGGAUCAGCAGCCACACUUCCAUUGUGAAGGCCGUUGACUGGUGCCCAACUCGGAGCAACCUGCUGGCUUCUGGUGGAGGUUGCAAUGAUCAUUGCGUUAAGUUUUGGAACACCAUUAACGGUGCUUGCUUGAACUCGAUUGAUGCUGGCUCUGAAGUUUGUGCAUUGCUAUGGGACAAAAACAAAUCUAAAUUACUGACCUCCCAUGGUUCGCCGAACAAUCAACUCACCUUGUGGAAUUACCGAUCCAUGACGAGAGUGGCUGAGGUUUCCGGUCAUUCAUCCCGGGUUCUUUCCUUGGUUGGGAGUCCACUGGGAGGUGUAGUAGCUUCUACAGCAGCAGAUGAGACAGUCAGGUUUUGGAAUAUCUUUGAGACUCCCAAAAUAACAAAACCUGAAUUGCCCUUUGCCCAAUUUAAUGUUCUCAUAAGAUGAAAAGGCGGAUAGGUGGAAAUGAUUAAGAUUCCAAAUGGAAGACUUCUCUAGUGCUUGACAUGAAGAUUUGUUGUUGGUAACAUUGCAAUGGGAAGUUUCGUGGUGUCAAAGAGGCAGCACAUUUUCAUACAAGCGCAUGGAUUCGAGAUCUUCAAAUAUGAGCGCAACUGCCUAAGAUUUCUUAUGAUAUUCAAUAUGGCCUUGGUAUCACAUGAAGACAUCACAUUGCACACCUAGAAGAGUGUUUGACAAUCGAGAGAUCUAUGCAUUAUAAGAGGUAAUUGCCUAUGGCCUUAUGUUUCUAUUUUUUCUUUCCGACUAUAAGUUUCCUAUGAUAUAAGUUAAACUUAAGAAUUUUAUAUUCUUUUAGGACUAUAAAGAAACUUUGAAGAUUGAACUGUGUAGCUCUAUUGCCAGAACAAAGCACUUGUAAUAUGGCCUUAAGUAUCACAUGAAGAUAUCACAUUGCCAAAACAAACUUUGAAGAUUGAUCCGUAUAACAAACUUCAGAUUUCCUUUUCCAUUUUUUUUUGAGUUGAGAUUUCUUAUAACAUUCAAUAUGGCCUAGUUAUCACAUGAAGACAUCACAUUGCAUAUCUAGAAGUGUGUUUGACAAUCGUGAGAUCUAUGCAUUAUAAGAGGUAAUUGCUUAUGACCCUAUGCUUCUUUUUUCUUUUCUAACUAUAGGUUUCCUAUGAUAUAAGUUGAACUUCAGAAUUUUAUAUUCUUUUAGGACCAUUAAGAAACUUUGAAGAUUGAACUGUGUAGCUCUAUUGCCAGAUCAAAGUACUUUCACAUGAUGAAUUUAAAAUCUUGCUAUGGUGUCUUUGCUAAAUCUUUAUUCACAGAUACAAAGAUAUUAAAGCAUCUUUGGAUUUGCUUAGAGGGUGAAAAUAUGGAAACUUAUGGUGUUGCACAACUAUAAUCAUAUUCAACAACUAAGAGAUCUAUGCAUAAUUUUGAUCUAAGAUGUAACUUCUUAUGUCUUUAUUUUUUGGGUGACUAAAGGUUCCCUAAAAUAUCCAUUAGCCUUCAGAUUUUUUAUGUUCUUUUAGGACCAUUCUAGAACCCAUGAAAACUUUUAUUUGGUGUAGAUAUUAUUUCACUACGGAGUACUUCAUUUCACUUGAAAUAGUAUUUUUUUUAUGUUUAUUUGCAUAUAAAAAGAUACUUAAGCAUCUCAGGAUUUUGUUUAGAGGGUGAAAUAAUUUAGAAAAUUGUGGAGUUGCAAAACUAGAAUUGUGUUUGACAAUCAAAAGACUAUUGAUCAACCACUCAGAUAUUGUUUUAAAAACUGUUCAUGAAAUGAAUAAUUUUCAAUUUGAAAUUUUUCGAAAAUAAAGAUAAGUUCAAGAGUGAAAUCCAAGCCUAAAAUUUUUUGUUUUUAGUAAGAUGUGUCAUAAUUUCUGUAGAAAGCAGUUAUUCAACCUAAGAGAACUGCAAACCACAGUAUAUACCAUAAUAGUAAAGAGAUACCAAACAAAUAAAUCUAUGAGCUUGAUAAAGGUGAGGCAUUGUAAUUCUGUUUAUUAUGUUUUUCCCUGUGAAAUAAAAAAAAAUAUCAAAUUUAUAUGUCUUUCCAUGAAUAGAUUAUGUCUUCUGCAACAUAGAUACACUUCUGAUCCUAAGAUAGGGCUUGAAAAAUGGUGUCAAAUGGGAUAUAAUGCAGUUCUAAAGUUUGGAAGUUAGCUUACUAGACCAACAGUUCAUAAAUGCUUCAUUAUAGUAAUAGUGGAGUAGUUCGGGUCCUUCCGAUUAACAAGAUCUUCAUUAAAGGUUUCGAUUUGGAUUUAUCUUACUGAAUCAGCUGUAGUUGUAGCAGAGUGGUAGCAAUGUUCAUGAGCUUGAUAGACAAGCUUGCUAUGUUUCAUAUAAAUGUUCACCAAUUAAUAACAUGGCUACUAUUUCAGUAUUUUUUCAAUUAUGUUAUUGUGGUCAUUUACCAUAAGUUUCAGCAUCCAAGCACUAUAUCUGAAAUUUGCCUUUGUAAGUAUAACACCGACCUUUGAGUUGGUAUUUCUUGUUUCCAACUUCCCUAUUUGUUUACUGAGAUUAAGGUAGCAAUAGCGGUUGUGAUUAUUUAUUGCGAUUCCAGUAAUAUCACAUGUGGUACCAAGUUUGAAUUUGACACGAUAAUUCCGAUUGAUUUAUUUAAGUCAUCAUUUUUUUUAAUAAUCUAUUCAUGAUCUUGUUGGUUGUAAUGGAGAGACAAAUUGAAUAUUGGGUAAGCAUUUGAAGUUUCCAUCACCAAAGUUACAAUCCCUUCCAACACCUCUACCUCUGUGCCCCUUGCCAUCAUCAUAUAUAUCUUGUAAACUAUCAUUGGCCAUAUGGACAAGGCUAAUGUGGUGGAGAUUGAUGAUCCUCAGAAAGCUCCAGAGCUUGAUCGAGACAAACAAGAAGCUGCAGUGAAGCUCAUGGCCAACGGUGCGUGCACCCUUUGCAAUACGGGGAAGGGAUAAAGAGACUUAGAGCAUUGAUGUUUCAUUUACUGGAAUUUGAGAAUCAGGUUCAAGUAUCCUUUCUUUGUUGAAUAUUUUGGUUACUCCUUUACUAGAAAGUAUCUAUGGUGGUUUCUCAAAUUUUAUCAUUGAAAAGUCUACUGCACUAAUUAAUUCUCUUUCUUGUCUAACUUCUGGCCUGCCUCUUAACAUUCUGUAAUCUUUUUAUCAAAUUAGUUAUAAUUACUAACAAAGAAUUGUGACUUCUAUUAGUCUUUCUUGUCUAACCAGUGUUUCAACCUGGGCUCAGUACGGUACGGUACGGUGUACCGACCGGUACCCCCAGGUGCACCGAGCGGUACACCUAAUUUCAGUCCGUUAAACCCUCCGAAAAUACCUGAAAAUAAAAAAAAAAGUUAGGAUAGGGUUUUCAAGUUAUAAAUAAAUAUAGUAAUAGUAUAAGUUUAGCAAAA
Musa acuminata AAA Group (dessert banana) is the source of this 4555-nucleotide messenger RNA. Its product is annotated as cell division cycle 20.1, cofactor of APC complex-like. Gene Ontology annotation, biological process: positive regulation of anaphase-promoting complex-dependent catabolic process; anaphase-promoting complex-dependent catabolic process; positive regulation of ubiquitin protein ligase activity. Bases 355 to 1092 code for a protein of 245 amino acids. Gene Ontology annotation, cellular component: anaphase-promoting complex. The record is from RefSeq and is a predicted model, not a curated record. NCBI's taxonomy places the organism in Eukaryota, Viridiplantae, Streptophyta, Magnoliopsida, Zingiberales, Musaceae. Gene Ontology annotation, molecular function: protein binding; anaphase-promoting complex binding; ubiquitin ligase activator activity. The transcript is spliced from 3 exons.